This is a messenger RNA of Crotalus tigris (Tiger rattlesnake), 2553 nucleotides long. It is a transcript of the gene PRSS56, whose product is annotated as serine protease 56. Gene Ontology annotation, molecular function: serine-type endopeptidase activity. NCBI's taxonomy places the organism in Eukaryota, Metazoa, Chordata, Lepidosauria, Squamata, Viperidae. The transcript has 17 exons. Bases 555 to 2309 code for a protein of 584 amino acids. The record is from RefSeq and is a predicted model, not a curated record. Gene Ontology annotation, biological process: proteolysis.
AGGAAAAGCACCACGCUGAACAUGGAGAGCAAAGUGGGCACCACGACGCCCAGGAAGGUGGAGAGCUUGCGGGAAGAGGUCGGAAGCGCCUGGUCGGCUUCCAGCGAGGAGCUGCUGCACAGCCGUGACUGCUUGAAAUUACAACAACACUUAGGACCGUUUUUCCUGUCUGCAUUUUCUGCCCGAGGUGCUUCUCGACGUACAGCCACAAUGGAGCCGCAAAAUUCCAGCUGUUAAGCAAGACUGUUGUUAAGGGAACAAGACUCGUAUCCAGUCUCUGCAUUUAGGGAUAUGUCUGGCCUGGAUUCGCGGACCUGCUUGUGUCAUCACACUGAUCUUUUGCAGCAAAGCCAACAACAAACUGUGUGACAUUUUAAAACUUUGACUCCUAGCUGGAAAACGAGGCGGGCGCUCCGAAUAUUGUGGCUGAUCAGUCUCUUCCAGAAUCCUGUGGGCGCCGUGUGGUCCCUGCCCCUAAUGUGACGCUGGCAAAGGGGAAGAUUGUGGGGGGCAGCCGUGCAAAGCCGGGUGCCUGGCCAUGGCUGGUGUCGGUGAUGCUGAACGGAGAGCUGAUGUGCAGUGGGGUGCUGGUGGGGAGCACGUGGAUUGUCACAGCCGCUCACUGCUUCACUGGGAGCCGAAACGAACUGGCCUGGUCGGUGGUCCUGGGUAACUAUGAUCUAACCAGGCGGGAUGAAGGCGAACAGGUGGUGCCCGUCAGCCGCAUCCUGACUCACCCCAAGUUCAACCCAAAGACCUUCCAUGGGGACGUGGCUUCGUUGGAACUAACUGUUCCCGCGCACCCUUCGGCCUGGGUGACCCCCGUCUGCCUCCCGGACCAGGCCACGGAGACGAGCCAGGAACUCUGCUACAUUGUCGGCUGGGGCUCGCUCUAUGAAGACGGGCCACCUGCUGAGGUGGUGAUGGAAGCUCGGGUGCCGAUCCUGGCCCAAGACCUGUGCCGUGCGGCUCUAGGGAGCCAGCUGGUGAGCAGUGCCAUGUUCUGCGCUGGGUACCUGUCUGGUGGCAUCGACUCAUGUCAGGGGGACUCUGGGGGGCCCUUGAUGUGCUGGGACCCUUUACUGGAGCGCUACGUCUUGCACGGAAUCACCUCCUGGGGCUCUGGCUGCGGGGAGCGUGGGAAACCGGGAGUGUACACUCGCAUCACUGCCUUUGCAGACUGGAUCCGACAACAGAUGGAGAAAUCGCCCUCCAGCCGAGAGCCCAGCUGUUCAGAGUGGCUGGCUGCCGCUCGGAUCCCGGGAGACAAACAGCUGGCGGAAGUCCGUCGCUUAUGUGCCUUCUAUGCGCAACCGUGCGCCCGGUCGCCCAGCCCUGCAGCUUGUGCCCAGGCCGCUGAGGAGGAGUGCAAGGGGAAGAGACAGCAAUGUGAACUUCGCUCCUACCUCCAGAGCUUGCUGGAUUUCCUGCGCCGGGCGGAAGAAUUUUUCCGCACCCGGAUUGAUUUCUCUUUCUUCACACAUUCUGUGCCCCGAUUUGCGGAAGAAAUUUACGGGUACCUCUUCUCCCAUCGAGGGCACCUGCACCCCCCAGACCAGGUUCCAAAGGCGGACGCUGGAAUGGCGAAAGGAAAAUGGAGUCCCUCGCCUCAGUUUGGGAAAAUGCAGAAGCGCGAGGCUCCGACUUUCAUGAAAAGCCCCCCUCCUCCCCUCCUCCCUUCCUUUGCCUCCUUGUUCCAAGGCAUCGGGCCCAACCUGGCUGACUGGGUGCAGGAGCUGAGCAGCCCAGCUGAGCCUUUGGCAGCGGCACCUGUUGGACAGGAGACCAGGCGCUUCCUCCAGCUGACAGGAGAGGAGGUGGAUGAACUACGAAUCCAAGGUCAGGUGUUCCUUCAACAGCUGCAGAAAGAACUGCACCAGGAUGGCUUUCCAGAUGUGGAACCCCAGAGACAGGACCAAAGGCUUGCAGGGAAUGGUUCUCCUCCUCGGCGAGAGAAACGCAGCUUGGGGAUUGAUCCCGUGGAAGAAAAGGAGAAUCAACUGCCAGGGGCCCUGGCCACAAAUUCCAGCUGUCCGGGAGUGAAUGAAUCCGCCCAGCGUGUCCAUUCGGUGCGGGAGAGCUACCGCUGGAUUCUGCAAGUGCCAGAGCAGGAUCUCACCAUGAACUUUCAGAAGAUCCUGGUGGACCUGGCCUCCAAGAAUUCCAAGGGCCUCUACCGAGCUCACAUCCAAGCCAUCGUUGGACAGAGGGCCACCAGCUUCCUUGGUCUGGUGGGCCUAGAACAGGACUCGCUGUACCGGAGCAUGCCUGAAAUCAUUGCGCUGGCCUUGGGAAUUCUGAAGACCUAACCGGAGGGCACUACCGGGAAGGCCAAACCAGGGAUGUCUUGCCAAGGACGCCCAAAAGCCGGAAGACCAUGUGGGCAUUUGGGGAGCAAGGUUGGCCCCCGAGGAGACCUGGCUGCUGGAAGGGAAGGGGUCUAGAGCAGUGGUUCUCAACCUUUUUAAUGCCGUGACCCCCCAACCGGUCAUAAAUCGAGGACUACUCAACUGGUCGUAAGUCGAGGACUACUCAACUGGUGCAGCACCGUUU